AAUCAGAUUGAGAUUAUGACCGCAUCACUCUGCUGGACUAUAAGAAGUGUGAGCGUGCUGCAGGAGGGCACCAUCCGGUCCUCGUUCUCCUGCCAUACAGGUCGUCUCCAGUCCGCAGUCAUGAAAUUCUCCCUAGUUGCAGCCAUUGUCCUGCUUGCCCUGGCUCAGGGAAGCUUCGCACAAGAUGCCACCGACUUAGACAAGCUCACGGAGUACUUGAACGAAAUGAAGAACAAAAUGGUUCAGGAUCUGUCCGAGAUCAUCAACAAGGACCUAGCAACCCAGGCUCAGACCUUCCUGGAGCAGGGAAAGACUCAGCUGGAGCCCCUGGCAGGUCAUGUUCAGGAUCAGCUUCAAACCCUAGCAACCAACGUGGAGGAGCAGAUCAAGCCUCUGACUGCCAACGUGCAGGCUCAGGUGCAGCCCAUCUUCGAAACCCUGAAGCAGCAGGUGGAGGCCAUCUUCCAGAAAGUGACCGAGCAGAAGGCCAUCAGCAGCUAAAUCUGGUGCGCUUCCAAAAGACACAGAUGUGCCACGUCACCGCCACGCGUCGCCUUCAGCCGUGCAACCAUAACAUGUGUUCCAGUGCUUGUUAACAGAUUCAUUUUCUCUGCUUCCAAAGUGCAAUUAAAAACUUUGAACACAC
Messenger RNA from Betta splendens (Siamese fighting fish), 646 nucleotides. Its product is annotated as type-4 ice-structuring protein LS-12-like. Bases 16 to 501 code for a protein of 161 amino acids. The transcript is spliced from 4 exons. Lineage: Eukaryota; Metazoa; Chordata; Actinopteri; Anabantiformes; Osphronemidae. The record is from RefSeq and is a predicted model, not a curated record.